UUUUGUCGUCUGACCACCUAUAAAUGGAUAAAAUCGCAAAGAGAAAACCUAACUGGUCAAACGAAGAGAUAGAGGUGUUGGUACAAGGUGUCACCGAUAACAUCAGACUGAUAAAAGGAAAAUUUACACCAUCGAUCACCAAUGAAGCAAAAAAUCGUUGCUGGGUCGAGAUAACGUCACAGGUAAAUGCAGUAAACUGUUCCAAUUUUGAGAGGGAGGUGUGCGACGUAAAGAAGAAAUGGCAGGAUUUGAGCUCCCAAAUCAAAAAACGUGAAGCUGAGAAGAGAAGAGGGCUCCAUGCCACUGGAGGAGGCCCUGGUGUUCUUGUUGAGGAGUUAAAAUCAUGGGAACAGAAGAUUGUUGGAACAAUAUCAAAGUCCUCGCUGGAAGGGGUGUCAGGAGGGGUGGACACCUCAGCUCCAUCACAAAGUCUGAUUAUGGAGAAGGAACUAUCAUAUGUGUUUGAAGCAUCCCCUGCCUCCACCACGCAAAUGAAACCCUCUAUUCCAGAAAGUGCUUGUAGUGAGGAUGUCCAGCAGGAAGAACAGUUUGAGACAGUGGUCUUUGCCAAUUCAAUGCCGGAUGUUAACCCUGGACAAAUAUGCCCAUCUUCAAGAAAGCAGAAUAAACGGAAGAGACCAUAUAUUUCAGGUGAUGAAUCACACAACCUUAGAAGAGAAUUUCUUGAUGGAGAAAGAGAAAAAAACAAGACUGCGGAGGACUACAGAAAGAAGAAGAUUUCAUUGCUGGAGAAAAUUGUUCAACAGCAGAGCGAGCUUAUAGAGAUACAGAGGAGAACAACAACCGCUCUGGAAGUCAUAGCUACGAAAUUUCAUGAGUCAACUCAGUCUCUCUCGCCAUAUUCACUUUCACCUGUUAUAAAAUUUAGUUAAUACAUGUAGUUUAAUCCUUACAAAUUUUAAGUGAGUUUAAAGUAUUUGAUGCAAUAACAUAGGUAUACAGUGGACCCCGCUUAAUAUAAUAUUUAUUUUGUCAGGCAAAAUUAUUAUAUUAACUGGACUAAAAUAAUAAUCGAACCUAGCUAAAUUCAAUGUGAGUAAGUAUGACAUGUGACUAUUUACGUUCUGUAUUACUAUCUUAAUCUAGAAAGGGUAAUUUCCAAUGCAAUUGAUGAUUUGUUCUAUAAAUUUAUCUUUAUUGCAUCAAAAAAGUUAAUAUUAUUUAUAAAAUUAACUAUA
This is a messenger RNA of Magallana angulata, 1199 nucleotides long. RefSeq lists its product as uncharacterized. Gene Ontology annotation, cellular component: nucleus. The record is from RefSeq and is a predicted model, not a curated record. The transcript is spliced from 7 exons. The coding region runs from base 24 to 893 and encodes 289 amino acids. Lineage: Eukaryota; Metazoa; Mollusca; Bivalvia; Ostreida; Ostreidae.